Rotaria sordida is the source of this 378-nucleotide messenger RNA. The record is from the annotation of a GenBank genome assembly. Lineage: Eukaryota; Metazoa; Rotifera; Eurotatoria; Philodinida; Philodinidae.
AUGAUAAAUCAAAGUGACAUUAUUCUUACUUGGCUUGAUGCAAACAUAGACAAUGAACAAAAUAAACAAACAUACAAUACACUACCUGAUAAGUUUGGAGAUUGUAUGGAAUUUUCAGAUGAAUCUUCGUUUAGAAGAUUUCUUGGACGUAUUUCAUAUAGUCCAAGAAAACUUAUUCUUAUUGUUAGUGGACAAAUAGGCGAAACUUUAGUACCUGAUAUACAUAGACGUCCAAAUAUUUUAUCAAUCUACAUUUAUUGUUCUCGCAGAGAAUAUCAUGAACAAUGGUCUGCAGAUUAUUCGAAAGCCACCGUAGUUACUGAAGAAAAUGAUCUUUUUUCGAAAAUUCAAUCAGAUUAUAACUCUUAUGAAGAUUAA